Molecule: messenger RNA, 1815 nt
Organism: Pipistrellus nathusii (Nathusius's pipistrelle)
Lineage: Eukaryota; Metazoa; Chordata; Mammalia; Chiroptera; Vespertilionidae
Source: the annotation of a GenBank genome assembly
AUGGCAGGGGAGAUGGAAGGAUUCUGUUCCUCCCUCCAUGACACCAGUGUCUCUGCUGGGUUCAGAACACUGUAUGAGGAGCGACUGCUGCUUGAUGUCACUCUGGUUAUUGAUGAUCAUCAGUUCCAUGCCCAUAAAGCACUUUUGGCCACGCAGAGUGAUUACUUCCGAAUUAUGUUUACCGCAGACAUGAGGGAGCGUGAUCAGGACAAAAUUCACUUAAAAGGUCUAACUGCUACUGGCUUCAGCCACGUACUUCAGUUUAUGUACUAUGGAACUAUAGAACUGAGUAUGAAUACUGUUCAUGAGAUUCUUCAGGCUGCCAUGUAUGUUCAACUUAUAGAAGUGGUGAAGUUCUGCUGCUCUUUCCUGUUAGCAAAAAUCUGCUUAGAAAACUGUGCAGAAAUCAUGAGACUCUUAGAUGAUUUCGGUGUGAACAUCGAGGGAGUUAGGGAGAAGCUGGAAUCCUUUCUGCUAGACAACUUUGUGCCACUCAUGUCCAGGCCUGACUUCCUGUCAUAUCUGAGUUUUGAGAAGCUCAUGUCUUAUUUGGAUAAUGAUCAUCUGAGCAGGUUCCCAGAGAUAGAGCUGUACGAGGCUGUGCAGUCUUGGCUGCGGCAUGAUAGAAGACGCUGGAGACAUACCGAUACCAUUAUUCAGAACAUCAGGUUUUGCUUGAUGACCCCAUCCAGUGUUUUUGAGAAGGUUAAGACAUCAGAAUUUUACAGAUACUCUCGACAGCUGCGCUAUGAAGUUGAACAAGCAUUGAAUUACUUUCAGAACAUUCACCAUCAGCCUUUGUUGGACAUGAAAUCGAGCCGCAUCCGCUCUGCCAAACCCCAAACUACAGUAUUCCGAGGAAUGAUUGGACAUAGCAUGGUUAACAGUAAAAUACUCCUCUUAAAGAAACCAAGAGUCUGGUGGGAACUAGAGGGCCCCCAAGUACCCCUGCGCCCUGACUGCCUUGCUAUUAUCAAUAACUUUGUGUUCUUGUUGGGCGGGGAAGAACUGGGCCCAGAUGGUGAAUUCCAUGCUUCUUCCAAAGUGUUCAGGUAUGACCCCAGACACAACUCGUGGCUCCGGAUGGCAGAUAUGUCUGUACCACGUUCAGAAUUUGCAGUUGGUGUUAUUGGGAAGUUUAUUUACGCCGUAGCAGGCAGAACCAGAGACGAGACUUUCUAUUCAACUGAGAGAUAUGAUAUCAUCAAUGAUAAAUGGGAAUUCGUGGAUCCUUAUCCAGUUAACAAAUAUGGACACGAAGGGACAGUGCUCAAUAACAAGUUGUAUAUCACUGGUGGAAUCACCUCAUCGUCCACCUCCAAGCAAGUGUGCGUUUUUGACCCCAGUAAAGAAGGGACCAUAGAACAAAGAACCAGAAGAACCCAAGUUGUUACCAACUGCUGGGAGAAUAAGAGCAAGAUGAAUUACGCGAGAUGCUUUCACAAGAUGAUCUCUUACAACGGCAAGCUUUAUGUCUUCGGUGGUGUCUGUGUGAUCUUGAGGGCCUCUUUUGAAUCUCAGGGCUGCCCUUCCACAGAAGUGUACAACCCAGAGACUGACCAAUGGACCAUCUUGGCCUCCAUGCCAAUCGGUAGAAGUGGCCAUGGUGUGACUGUGCUGGACAAACAGAUAAUGGUUCUUGGAGGCCUUUGCUACAACGGUCAUUACAGCGAUUCCAUUCUCACUUUUGAUCCAGAUGAAAACAAGUGGAAGGAAGAUGAGUACCCACGGAUGCCCUGCAAGCUGGAUGGUUUACAAGUGUGCAACCUGCAUUUUCCAGAAUAUAUAUUGGACGAGGUCAGACGUUGCAACUAA